UUUGGCCCAUGAUCAAAACUAGAUUCCCUUAGUGUGUUUACAGUGUUCUAAAUUAAAAGCAAAUCCCAUUUUCAAGUGGCAUAUUUCAUAGAAACUGAAAUGUUUCUAUCGUGCUGCAUGUAAUUGUACUUUCUACUUGACAUGAUAAGCUCCAAAUGUUGAGCACAAAGAUUGCAGCAAAGUUUGUAACAAAGUUCUUGAGAGAAUUAUACUCAUCAUCUAGCAAUUCUUUUUAUAAGAAGAACCAAAGGAGUCUUUUCCCCAGUGUAGGAACUUUUUUUUUUCUAUGACUGUAUGUUUACUUAAGUUUCUGCCUGAUGCUGUACUUAAUCAGCUACACUGAGAGAAAUUCUUUUGAUUUCAUUGCAAAUUCAGUUGCUCUUUAUCCCAUUUUAAUGUUCUUUCCCAUAACCUUUGAGUGGUAAAAUGGUCACAGACAAGAACAUAAGAGCUCCCAUUUCUCUAGUGAAUGCUUCAGAAAUGUACUAAGGCAUAAAUUUAGCAAAAGUUUUGAACAGACACUGCUUCUGCAUCAAACUCUGAAAAAAUAUCUUGGAGAGCUACAGAAAUGCACUUUCAGGGAAAAAAAAUUAGUCCCCACCAUUCUCUUUUCAACUCAGGUUUAAAACCUGAUGGAACAACAAACUGGUUUAUUCGUUAUCAUUAUUGUUACUAAAGGGGUUUUGACAAGUGUGAGAGAAAACUGGGUCAUUUCAUAAUAGCAGCUUCUGAGUGUAUUUCACCAUUACCUAAGUAUUCAAAAGCCAUGCAACACUUAAUAAAAUGUUGCACAGGAAAAAUGUGCUUGGGUCAUGUUUCAUGUUAUAAAUAGACAGAUAGGCAAACACAUACACUGUACCAUUUCCAAGAAAAACACCUUCUAUUCCAGUAACCUGUCUCUCUUUUCAUAUCUCAGAUUUAGUAAUCUUUUUACUGAAUUGCAGACUGCCCUUGGACUUUCAGUCAUCCUUGAAUUUAAAUAAAAACCAUUGGCAUCUGUAGUUUUAUUUCUUUUUCCUUUACCUAAGUACUUAAAUAACCAUGAAUAGUCCUGACUGAAAUUCCGAUGAGACACUCUACUGCACUUCAGGAAAACCACCAUUUGCCGUAUACAGUCAAUUGGUCUAUGGAUAUUUUGGGACUGUGGCUUUAGCUGAAUCAGGGAUACUUGAAAAGAGAAUGAGUAUAAAAAAAAAUAUGUGUAUGCAGCCUUCUGAAAACAAAUCUACCUUUGUCCAAACACUUGAGUACCUUUCCAAGGAGUACCUACCCCUCAAAGGGGCAUAUUUUGCUUCAUGAUCUAAAGGAUUUAGUUAGGCUUUUUCCUGUGAAAUAACUCUGACAUAAUUAACAAUUUUUGGAGCCAACCAAUUUCAAAGAUGUUGCAGAAAAUACUUCUAUCAAAGUUGAGGCAAACAAUUCCAGAAAACUGAAAUCUAAUUAUUACACAACAUUGUGUAAAGAAAGACUCGUUCAAUAGAUAACAAAUAUGCAUGUUGUCCAGCCACACUUUCCUGAUGAAUACACUGUUGUUGCUUUCCUUUUAACAUUCUCUCCAUUUUCAGCACCCCUAUUACAUCACACAGAAAGAUUCUACCAUAAAAAAAUGAGAUUUUAUUGAAGGCUGGAUCUCUUUUGUCUCAUGUAGAUACAGUGCAGCCAGAAAAUUUAUGCCAAAUUAAAGCAAUAGUAAAGUAUUAGAAUUCAGAUUUUCUAAUUUCACAGGAGUCACAAUAAACAGAUGGGAAGCAUACCAUGUAAUACACCAAAUACUCAGCUUGAUAUUGAGAGAUACAGCCUGUAGAACAGGAAUAAACAAGGAGGUCAACUUUCUUUAGGAUCAACUCUUAAUAUUUUAAUUUUUAAAUUUAACUAGGAUUAUUCAUUUAUGCUUAGAACCCAUAAGUGCUUUUUGAGGAGGGGCUGAUAAGGACCAUAAAGAUAGCUGAAGAAAUAAACAUUCCAAACUGAGCAAGGAUGCAGAAAUCAAGACCAUAGGCUUUGGCUAAAUUGAGAUUUUAAUCAGCAGUUGCUCAUGGGACUGAACUAAUGACUCUGAUUUCCUUAUUUCAAGAGAUAGCUUCAGCGACCUGUAGAAAAUUUGAGCAUCUAACUAACUGCAAUGGAUGGGAAAAUGAAACAGGUUCACGUAGUUCAUUACUGGUGCAGACAGAAACUUUCUGAGAUCCACCCAUGGGAACUGACAGGAGAGAAAAACCUCUUAGUUGACAAUUGUGGGACAUGUGGAAAUCACUCUGGAGCAGCAGCAGUGUGUCUAAGUCCAUUGUUAUCCAGAUAGACUCAAAUGUUCUUUUAAGAGUAAAGGCCACUUCCAGUCAGUUUUUGAAGACUUGAUAUGUACAAGUGAAAAAGAGAGAGCAGACUGGUGUGUAGUCUCUGGAGUGUUUCUGUAAUCUCCUGAGGCCACGCAUGAACAAAAGGAGAAUGUUUUCCUUAAGAAGCAUUAUCACAUGAUGAGCAGGAUUAUCAGAAGAAGAUGAGCUGGAUUAUCCGAAGAAAAAUAAAAUUAAGAAAAGCAUGAAGCAAGAUAGUAAGUGAAAGCAUCAGAUUCACAAAUGUCACAUCGACAGAUUGAAACAGAUAGUGAUAACAUGGAACCAGGAGGCUCUCAGGCUUUUCUUACUACUCAGAUUCAUUAUAUGACAUCACACUUAAAAUCUUCUGAGAGUGACCUGACUUUUUGUACAAUCUGUCAUGGUACUUAACUGUUUAUUCACAUCAAACAUAACACAUGAAAGUGAGAAGUUUGUAGCAUUUUUAACAAGGGCAAUUUCCUUCUCAACCUGCACUUGUUAAGAAGAUGAGAGACAUGAAAAAACCAGAGUGGUUUCUAAAGAAUUCAGACUGCAGAAGUGGUUUUCCUCUCUCUGAAUGUCAGCUACAGGCCACACUUUUGGUUUUUUUAUAUGUGGAGAGACCAGUGCAGACACAUUACAUGACUCAUAUACAAGUAUAGAUCAUAUCAUAUUCUCAGUAUAGAAAGAGAAGAUUCCCUAGUGGACUCUCAGAUGCAAGCCAUUAUUUUUGGUUUCCAUGUAUAUAUCACUGUGUUGCUUGGAUUUACAGUGAAAUUUAUUGUUGAUACAAAAAUUGAUGUGGAUUAAUGUAUAAACCAAAAGACUGCACCUCCCUUCCAUACCCUUUUAACACUAGUACUGAGGAGUUAUUCUGUAAGCUAUUAAGAAAAAUCUCUCUUGUCCUUGUGGGAGACUUCAAGUUCACAGACAUUUACUGGAAAUACCAUAUUGAUGUUACAGACAGGUCUAGGCGAUUCCUGGAGCUGAAGAUAAUUGCUUGCCACAAAUCCUCCAAUUAGAGAAGAUGCCUUCCUAUAUAUGUUAUCUGUUUAUAGAGAAGUACCCAUGCAUGUGAUGGUAGGUGUCUGUUGUGGCCACAGUGAUGAUGAAGUGGUUGAUUUCAAAAUUCUUAAUGUAAUGAGAAAAAAGUUCAAUGUAGUUUCUACAGUGUAUUUCAAGAGAGCAAAUUCUCAGCUACUCAAGUAGCUGCCUUGAAGUAUGCACUAGGAAAAUGCUUUUGAGGCCUCCAGGAAUGCCGGUCAGUCUUAAAGAACCACUGUUGUAAAGUGGUUUGUGGAAGCAAACCACCCUAUUGUGUCACAAGUGUCAAGCAAGAGGGACAGAAGACCAGCUUAGUUUAACAGGGAACUCCUCUUGGAACUUGGGAAGAAAAAAAGACUGGAUGAUAUCUAGAAGAUGAGAACUUGCAGGAAGAUCAUAUAUGUUCACAAACAUGGUUGAUGGCAUGCAAGGCCAAAGCUCAAUAAAAGUUGAAAAUGGCCAGUGUUGUGCACUUGUAAAACAUGUUAAUAUCGAGAGGCCCAAGGAAAACAUUGGACCAAUUCUUGAUCAAGGACUUCAGCCAGCAUCUGUUCAUGGGCUUGUGACUGCUGUGCUCUGGGUUAUAGCCACUCAGGAUUUGAAGGCCUGGGCAACUCACUUCAGUGCUUCGUGAUUCUUACAGCAAUUUUGGUUUUAUUCCUUAUCUCCAGAUUGAAACUCUCUAGUUUCAGGGGACACCACCAUCUCUCACCCUCCCAUGAAUCUGUUCCCACCCUUUUGAUGAGGGAUGUCCUCAUCCUUCGAAACACCAGUCUGAGCUGUGAGAUGUCCCAAUACCUUGUCAGCUCCACGUUGAACCAGUUCCAGCUUCAGAGAGCAUCCUUGCUUUAAAGGAUGGAGAUUCACUUAUUUGUCAAUCUGACUCCAGGACCCCAAAGAGGACACAGUGCAUGGAUGAGUUCUGAUACAUGCUGAGCAGACAGUCACCCUCUUUCUUACAGAAGUUCCAGAACUUCUUCCAGAGUUCCUUCUGGCUAGAGAGCAAAGAUAGGGCAAUACAUGCCAGAGGAAGCCAAGUGUUGCCUGUGACACAUCAUGGGAGAAAGCAGGAGAGCCCAAAGGUCUGGCCAACAAUGUGGAGUAUGUGGAGAGCCUGGAGAUGUCUGUCAUGGGCAGAGCAAACUGGCAGGAUUCUGGGAAGGCACAUCCCAGGCCUCAGUGACUGUCUCGUAACACCAAUGUUCAGGCAUCCAGGACACCCAGGAGGUGCGCUUGCAGCAGCAGAGGUGAGCUGGGAGGUGAAACCUACUGAGGAGCUGAGAUGGUUUCCUUCCUGAGGACCGGGACAUUUCUGUCACCCCUUCUGGGUCCAGGCAAUGGCCUUCGUGCUUCUUCCCCUUCUAGAGUAAAACCUGCUGCUGCAAUGCUGGUGAAUGGGAGCAACUCAUAACCCCAGCUCCCCUCAGGCCACUGCAGAGAAGAGCAUGGCCACAGAGGUGGACAACUGCUGUCCCAUCUGCCUGGACAGCUGGAAGGAGAUCAGCUACAUAUUGCCAUGCCUGCACCAGUUCUGUUACACCUGUAUCCUGCAGUGGGCAGAGAGUACACCCAAGUGCCCUCUCUGCAAGAGGAGGAUUCUGUCCAUCUUGCACUCUGUGGGGACAGAAAAUGACUACAUGGAACAUGUAAUUGCACUAUCUGAGACACCAUCCAUCGUUGUCCACCAGGCAAGAGGAGACCUCAGACACCUUGACCUCCAUUUCUCUGAAGCAUCCCAAACAUGGGCUCCAGAAGGAAUGCCCAGGCAUCCUGUGGGCAGCCUCCAGCCUGGGGAAUGGGUGGUACUUUUCCGGGACCACCCAUGCCUCCUAGAUACUCUGGUGCUCUGGGUUCGACCAAGGUUAAGGCAGAUCUUCAGGAACAACUGGAUGGAGGCAGACCUAGUGGAGGACACUGUCAUGGACAUCCUGACCAACCAUGGAAUCGAUGAAGACCAGCUGGUCCAGAUGCUGGGGGUAUCCCUCCAAAACCAUGCGGCGACAUUUGUGCAACAGCUUAUCCGUGUUGCUGUGCGACGGUGCAGCAGGGAGGCUUGUCGUCUGCUGGCCCACCAGCCCUAUCUCCCUGCCCAGGUCCCAGCACUUUUGACAGCCCUGCAAGAUGUACCAUGGAUGAGAUGCCCAACACCUCCUCCACUGCCAUGGAUGGGGAUUUCAGAAGCUACCCCUCUGUACCCAUUACCAUCAUUGUUGGAGCAAGAAGAGCCCCAGGAGGAGCCAGAGGAGUCUGUUCCUCAGUCCUCCACUUCCAGACAGGGCAGUGAACCCUCUCCUGAGGGGCCAUGAUGACCCCUGAAGAGGCAGGCAAGUGGCCCUGGGGCUUCUUCAGCCACCCCUGCAUCCGUGACUUUGGAGGAUGCCUCAGGGGUUAGCCAAACUGGAACUGAACCACCAGCUGGGGCAUGCACCAACCCCCUAGGGCUCCCAGCCCCUCUGAUCUUGCUAUCCAAAUAAAAUGAAUGUAUGGAAGCUCAAAAGAAGUCUCAGUGUUACCAGCAGGACAGGUGGCAGUUCUGUCCUUUUUACUCUCCUGUCAGACAAGUGAUAGCCAGAUCCAGACCCAUUCUUGUAGCCAGGCCCAGGGCAGAUAUUUCCAGCAGGGUGGUCUCCAGGUCUAGGUUGUGCCCCACAGCUCAUCACCCCAGGCCACUCAUGAGCUCUUCAGUGCCAACCUCUGCCCCCACAUCCUGGUUCUCUGCUCUCCUACCAGCCUGUGCUGCCCAGUGCAGCCUCACUAUGGCCAUGACCAAUUCCCUCCCCCUGCCUGGAGUCACGGCUUGGUGCUGCUCUCUGUGUCAACCCAUGGUCAUACCCUGCCAAGGCAGGAGCCUCUAGAAGUUCAUCAAGGAGAAGUGCAAAGUCCUGUCCCUGGGAGGGGACAAUGCCAGACUGGCACAUGUCAGGCUGCACGGCUGGUGACCAGCCAGGGAAAGGCAAACAUACUGCCCUUAAGCACAGAUUUUCCUCCCACUGGUCAAGAUCCAGCCUUGAUGCUGGUAUUUCUGCUCUGCUUAGAGAGGACCUGUCUAUGCCAGAUGGAUGCCAAGGAGUUGAAAGCUUUGUGUUUGUCUAAUUUGGAGAGGAGGCUGAGGGGUGGCUUCGCUGCUAUCUACAUCUUCCAGAGGAUGGAAAGUGGAGAGGGGUUUACUGAUCUCCCUAGGAUCCAGUGACAGCAUAUGUGGGAAUAGUUCAAAGCUGCACCAGGGGAGGUUCAGAUGGGACAUAGAAAAUACUGCCUUACUGAGAGUGUGGUCAGACACUGGAACAGGCUCCCUGUCAGUUCCUUAAAAGGAGGCAUUUGGACAAUGCCCUACAUGAUGGGCUUUAACUUCUGGUCAGCCCUGAAGUGGUGAGGCAGUGGGACUAGAUGACCAUUGUAGAUCCCUGACAACUGGAAAUAUCCCAUUCUAAUACCUGUCAAUACCAUCAAAUAAGUGCCGUUUGCCUUCCUUCUGUUUAUUUGCAGUGACAUAAAUAUUAUUUAAUGAAAUAAGCUAAAAUUUGCAUUUCUUAAGCAAUCUCAUUACAGAAAAUAAGAAAAUGUUAACAAUUCCUUCCAGUCCCAUGCAAUACUGAUAGUUCAUAUAUGUUGUCUGUUAUUGUCACUUGCCCAAUAGAGUUUUGCUUACACAAAUAUUUUUUGAUGUUUGCUUGUUCUCUUUUUUAGCCAUAAGGCUUUUAUAGAACUUAUGUCACUGUGAUAGAUUGGCAUUUAAGAAAACAAAGAGAAACACCUAAGGAAGUUAAAACUGCUGGAGGCUGAUGGGAGUUUUUCUCCUAGCCAACAACUGGCCAUUUCCAAGAAUUGACAGCAGUUUUGACCAUUGAAAAGUGAGAUCAACCUGUGAACACCACCUUAAGACCUAAGCCUGGGAAUUUCUUUGUCUCUUUGUUUCCUGGCUGUGAAAGGUAACUGAGCUUUAGCUGGCGGGGCUUGCCCUGGGCUCUGGCCAGGCCAGGCCGGUCCCUGGCUCAGCUGCAGUUUUUGCUGUGACUGAAUUCACCAGAAACUGUCGAGUAAGGAGAGAAAAAAGCUCUUGACUUGCGGCAGGCUGAGACAGUGACCACACUCUCCAGAGCAGCCAUGAAGAAUCUUCCAUCACAGACGGCUCCAGCUCCUGCUCCGGCAGAGAUCACAGAACCAUCUACAAAGCCUGGGCAAGAUUUUAACUCUUUCAUUACCCAGAUGAGACUUGCAGAUUAAUCCUUUUUUCCAGAGAAAGAAAAAGAGAGUAAUCAAUAUGUAAAGAGACUUUAUAAACUAUUAGAGACAGUAAAAAAAAGAAUUAAGCUUCAGAAGAGGUAGAGAAUAAGGAGAUGCUUUAAUUAAGCUGAAAUGUUUUUCUGUUAAAGCUGUGGAGAUGGAAAAUAAUGUUCUGAAAAAAACUCCUUUAAUUCAUGACAGAGUAUAUUGGGAGGAAUGGAGUGUGCAAAGUGUGGAUUUUGAGCAAAAGGUGGAGUAAUUGUGAUACAGUGAGGUGCUGGAAUAGGGGGAGAAGAAGUAAUAGUUGAAGAUUUGAGGCUGCUUGAGGCAAAGAGAAAAUUUGUUUCCAGGGAGGCUCACAGAGACAGACGAAGAGAACUUUUGCCUUUGAAUAACUCAUCCUUAAAAGUGACAUCUCUAGACUCAUUGACCCAUAUACACCCCAGAGUGAUGUGAAAUGGGAGGAGAAAAUCUGAUGACAGAUUUCCGGGCAGCUGGCAUCAGAGAAAUAGAAAACUAUAACAGAAAUAGUUUUCUCAUGAGAAACUCCAUACAUUAGCAGAAGGAGACUUCUGUUUCUCUACAAAGACUGAUGAAAAGACUCUAACAGGAACUGGGACUGUUUUAAACACCAAAGUUCCAAGUUUUUUGUCUCUAUGUUGUCAUGUGAACAAGGGAAUGGUUGGGUAGUGGGGGAGAAAGAGGUUUUCUGGAAGUUAUUCUGGUUUUCUUAUUCUUGUAGUUCUGUUAAUAAACUUUCUUUAUUCCUUUUAAGUUUAAAGCCUGUUUUGCUCUUGUUCUAAUCCAUAUCUCACAGAAAGAAAUAAGUAAGUUUUCUAGUGAUUUUUUAGUUACUGCUUUAAAACCAUGACAGUCACCAAGUC
Poecile atricapillus (Black-capped chickadee) is the source of this 8467-nucleotide messenger RNA. RefSeq lists its product as uncharacterized. Gene Ontology annotation, molecular function: ubiquitin protein ligase activity; metal ion binding. NCBI's taxonomy places the organism in Eukaryota, Metazoa, Chordata, Aves, Passeriformes, Paridae. The transcript has 3 exons. Gene Ontology annotation, biological process: protein polyubiquitination; protein monoubiquitination. The record is from RefSeq and is a predicted model, not a curated record. Bases 4754 to 5665 code for a protein of 303 amino acids.